CGCUCUCAGAUUAGACGUGUGGGCCAGAAUCAAAAUAAAGGCACCGUAAGUCCCUCUGUCUCUCUGCAGACAGCUCCUCAACCAAGAACAAACUCUCAACAUACACAGGACAAACACUCCUGUCACAAACAUAUUAUUUAGGGUGAGGAAUUGUGUUGUGGACAGCUCACUGACCGUACCCAUGGCUCUACUGAAGUCAGGCUGGCUCUGGAGACAGACCUCUAUCCUAAAACACUGGAAGCUGAAUUGGUGUGACCUGUGGAUCGAUGGAACCCUGGCCUUUUACAAGACGGACAGUAGGCGAGAAUUUGAGCACCGAGUGGGCCUCAAGACCAGCUGUGUGAGCGUCAAGUCUGGCCUGGAGUGUGCAGAAAGAACGUGGAGUCCAAAUAUCUUUAUUGACCUACAAAAGAUUUGUGCCUUUGCUGUGGACCCAAACAAAGCAUUGAAAUGUCUCUCUCCCCCAGAGAACCACCCCAGGGAAAACCUGGUGGUGGUGCAGCUUAGAGACAGUACCACAGUGAUCCUGUGUGCCAACAGUGAGGAUGAGGCACUAGCGUGGAAAUUGACAAUUCUAGAGGUGAGACAAAACCCAUUUGUGUAUGACCCGUACAACGACUCCUACCCGUCCGUCCCAAUGGACGGCCACAACACCAUCUACCUGGCUCCUGGAUCAGGUACCCACCACAUACUGAUCCAGAGAGACCCAUACGAUGGCAUAGGAGAACAGGUGGCACUGGGGCUACUGGCGGGAAUGGCGGCUGGCGCUGCUAUGCGCUCCUUUCUCUGGAUGCCCUUCUUUUUCUGCUGAUAUAGAAGGCCUCUAUAAGCAGGGAGGCACGGCUGGGAAACUCCCAGGCUCAUAUAUGUAGGAGUGCUGCUGUAGGCAUCACUCCUAAAAGUCUUAUUUUCUUGUCAUCCUUGAGUAAAAGUAAUGAUACCUUAAUAGAAAAGGACUCAAGUAAAAGCGAAAGUCACCCAGGAAAAUACUACUUGAGAAAUAGUCUAAAAGUAUUUGGUUUUAAAUAUACUUAAGUAUCAAAAGUAAAAGUAAAAGUAUAAAUUAUUUCAAAUUCCUUAUAUUAAGCAAACCAGACUGCACAAUUUAAAAAAAAUAACUUUUAUGGAUAGCCAGGGGCAUACUCCAAAAAAUAAAUAGUAAAGUACAGGUAUUCCAAAACACUACUUAAGUAAUACUUUAAAGUAUUUUUACUUAAGUACUUUAGACCACUGCCGUUGCAGAAUAUGAGUGCACGUGUGUGUGUGUGUGUGUGUGUGUGUGUGUGUGUGUGUGUGUUUGUGUCUGUGUGUGUGUGUGUGUAUCAUCAUUUGUUGUACAUUUGUCCUUAAUGACAUAGGCUAAAUUCACACAGCAUAUUUAGUAUGAAUGUACAGUACCCGUCAAAAGUUUGGACACACCUACUCAUUCCAGGUUUUUACUUUAUUUUUACUAUUUUCUACAUUGUGGAAUAAUAGUGAAGACAUCAAAACUAUGAAAUAACACAUAUGGAAUCAUGUAGUAAUCAAAAAAGUGUUAAACAAAUCUAAAUAUAUUUUAUAUUUGAGAUUCUUCAAAUUAGCCACCCUUUGCCUUGAUGACAGCAUUGCACACUCUUGUCAUUCUCUCAACCAGCUUCAUGAGGUAGUCACCUGGAAUGCAUUUAAAUUAACAAGUAUGCCUUGUUAAAAGUUAAUUUGUGGAAUUUCUUUCCUUCUUAAUGCGUUUGAACCAAUCAGUUGUGUUGUGACAAGGUACGGGUGGUAUCCAGAAGGAAGCCCUAUUUGGUAAAAGACCAAGUCCAUAUUAUGGCAAGAACAGCUCAAAUAAGCAAAGAGAAACAACAGUCCAUCAUUCCUUUAAGACAUGGUCAGUCAAUGACAAAAAGUUUCUUCAAGUUUCUUCAAGUGCAAUCGCAAAAACCAUCAAGCGCUAUGUUGAAACUGGCUCUCUCAUGAGGACCGCAACAGGAAAGGAAGACCCAGAGUGUCACGCCCUGAUCUUAGAGAUCCUUUAUUCUCUAUUUUGGUUAGGUCGAGGUGUGACUAGGGUGGGCUUUCUAGUUUCUUUAUUUCUAGGUUGGCUUGGUAUGGUUCCCAAUCAGAGGCAGCUGUCUAUCGUUGUCUCUGAUUGGGGAUCAUAUUUAGGCAGCUUUUUCCCACUUGUUUGUGUAUAGUUGCCUUGAGCACUGCAUAGCGUCACGUUCUUUUUGUUCUUUAUUGUUUUUUUUGCCGGUUCACGUAAUAAAGAUGAUGAACCCAAACCACGCUGCUUUUUGGUCAGAUUCUUACAACAACGUUCGUGACACAAAGUUACCUCUGCUGCAGAGGAUAUGUUCAUUAGAGUUAACUGCACCUCAGAUUGCAGCCCAAAUAAAUGCUUCACAGAGUUCAACUAACAGACACAUCUCAACAUCAACUGUUCAGAGGAGACUGCGAGAAUCAGGCCUUCAUGGUCGAAUUGCUUAGAAGAAACCACUACUAAAUGACACCACUAAGAAGACGAGACUUGCUUGGGCCAAGAAAUAAUGUCAAUGGACAUUAGACCGGUGGAAAUCUGCCCUUUAGUCUGAAUCCAAAUUUGAGAUUUUGGUUACAACCACCGUGUGUUUAUGAGACACAGAGUAGGUGAACGGAGGAUCUCUGCAUGUGUGGUUCCCAUCGUGAAGCACGGAGGAGUAGGUGGGAUGGUGUCGGUGUGCUUGCUGGUGACACUGUGAUUUAUUUAGAAUUCAAGGCACACAUAACCAGCAUGGCUACCAAAGCAUUCUGCAGUGAUACACCAUCCCAUCUGGUUUGUGCUUAGUGGGACUAACAUUUGUUUUUCAACAGGACAAUGACCCAAACCAGGCUAUGUAAGGGCUAUUUAACCAAGAAGGAGAGUGAUGGAUUGCUGCAUCAGAUGACCUGGCCUCCACAAUCACCUAACCUCAACCCAAUUGAGAUGGUUUGGGAUGACUUGGACCGCAGAGCGAAGAGAAAGCAGCCAACAAGUGCUCAGCAUAUGUGGGAACUCCUUCAAGACUUUUGGAAAAGCAUUCCUCAUGAAGCUGGUUGAGAGAAUGCCAAGAGUGUGCAAACGUGUCAUCAAGGCAAAGGGUGGCUACUUUGAAUAAUCAAAAAUAUUCAAAAUAUUUUGAUUUUAUAACACUUUUUUGGUUACUACUGUACAUGAUUCCAUGUGUGCUAUUUCAUAGUUGUGAUGUCUUCACUAUUAUUCCACAAUGUAGAAAAUAGUAAAAAAAUAAGGAAAAACCCUUGAAUGAGUAUUUCAUAGUUGUGAUGUCUUCACUAUUAUUCCUCAAUGUAGAAAAUAGUUUUAAAAAAUAAGGAAAAACCCUUGAAUGAGUCCAAACUUUUGACUGGUACUCUAUAUGAAACGUAUACGUUAUGCAACAUAUAUGAAAAACAUAAAUGACCCGACCUGCAUAUUCAGCUGCUUGAGGUUUAUGGCACCCCACAGAACCCUUCACUGCAAUACUUUUUUAACUUGAAACAUUGAGGUGCAAACGCUGAUUACAUUUAUUAACCUUAGAUCCUUUACUUAAUUUCAGGUACAGUUUUCCAUUCACUAUGUUUGAGUGCAAUGCUGUUGUUACUUUCAAAUUGAAUAAAAUAGUUUCAAAACCA
Molecule: messenger RNA, 3627 nt
Organism: Oncorhynchus kisutch (coho salmon)
Lineage: Eukaryota; Metazoa; Chordata; Actinopteri; Salmoniformes; Salmonidae
Product: pleckstrin homology domain-containing family B member 1-like
Exons: 7
Coding region: 182-811 (209 amino acids)
Biological process (GO): regulation of cell differentiation
Cellular component (GO): membrane
Source: RefSeq, a predicted model, not a curated record